UUAAAAAUAAUGUGUACCGUAACACAAUAUUAAUAGAAUAUUAGAAUGGAGAACAUAUACUAGUAUAGUAAUCUAAGAAAAGCAAAAGGUAAAAAACCCAAAGUGGCCAAAGAUUGGCAAUCCCUUGGCAUGAUGAGUUGUUAUUCUCUUCAACCUCAUUACACUCUCCACAAUCAUCAUCAGAAUCCCCCAAUUUGUUCCUCUGCAACAACAAAAAAAUAACGGCCUUGAAUGACAGACCAAUCACGCCCUGCCACCGGGUACCCGGCUCCACCCCAAAACGGUUACCCGCCACCGCCACAAUCCAACUAUUAUUAUCCAAACUACAACGCGCCACAACCAUACUACCCUUCCCAACCACGCGCUACCUUCUUCCGCCGCUUCUUCGCGGCACUCAUUGCUGUUUUCAUCAUUUUCGGCGUCAUUCUCCUCAUCGUUUGGCUCGUACUCCGCCCUCGUAUCCCAUCCUUCACCGUCGAUUCUGUCACUCUUUCUUCCCUCAACACCUCCACCUCUCCUUCCCAGAUCUCCGGCACUUGGUCCUUCCACUUUUCCGUCGCUAACCCUAACCACAAGCUCCAUGUCUACUACGACGAAAUCGAGGCUCGUUUGUUCUACAGAAACUCGCUGGUUUCCCAGAAUCAACUUCCGCCGUUUGACCAGGGGACUAAGAACGUGACCACCAUGGAUGCUCAGCUUGUCGCUUCCUCUGCUUACCUUGAAUUGGAUUUGGUGAACAAAUUGAAGGAUGAUCGUUCUAGAGGUAGCGUCAAGUUCGAUGUUCAAGUGUUGGCGUUGGUCAGGUUUAAGGCUGGUGGUUGGAGAGCUCGAAGACGGUUUCUUAGGGUUUUUUGUGACGAUUUGUCUGUUGCAUUUUCAUCCAAUUCUACCAAAGGGAAUUUAUCCGGUGGGCCACGACGGUGUUCUGUUGAUAUCUGAUUCCUCUUCUUCAUCUUCUUUUUCCAGAAUUUGUGCAGGUUCAUCAUAUGGCCUGAAGAUUAAUCUGAGUGCUCUCUAUAUUGGCAGUUUGGUAUCCCCUGGAGGAAUAAACCAGAAGCUCGGGCUCUUGAGCUCCAUAGCCAGCCUUUCUUAGCUACUCAGAUGGAUAUUCCUGUUGUUUGGUGCAGAAUAUGCCUCUAAAAUUGGAUAUAGGAGGUCCAACUCUUCUCUCUGGUGUUGGCUUUGGUAUUAGAAAUUUAGAACUAAGCAACAAUAGUGGCACCAAUGGGUUAGUAUUCUGAGGAUGAUAAUAUUUAAAUUUCUUUCGUAUUUGGUGGCACUUGGAUCAAAGCUCAAUAGUGGCUGCUAUGCUGUUUGUUCAGUCAAGUUAGAUGGAUAAGGUGUCCAUCUCACAAAGUUAGGGUUGAUGUAUGAACUUAGGCCUAAAAAAUGUUCAUAACAAGUGUCAAAAGGAAACUAGUGUGUAUCAAUUGGUAUAAGUUGAGUAGAAGUGUGUAGCUUUACUGCAGUAUUUUAUGGAACAGAAAUAGCUCUUCUCUCAUCCAUCUGCCCCCUUCCAAUUCUAUUUUC
Messenger RNA from Chenopodium quinoa (quinoa), 1530 nucleotides. Its product is annotated as NDR1/HIN1-like protein 10. The record is from RefSeq and is a predicted model, not a curated record. The coding region runs from base 232 to 939 and encodes 235 amino acids. NCBI's taxonomy places the organism in Eukaryota, Viridiplantae, Streptophyta, Magnoliopsida, Caryophyllales, Amaranthaceae. Gene Ontology annotation, cellular component: plasma membrane. The transcript has 2 exons.